AUGGAAGUCGGUAACGGUAAAUUCACGAUAGAAGAACGAAUUUUUUUACUCGUUUCGUAUCUGCGGUUGGAUGCCGACUAUGAAACGAUUUUUGCUGACUUCCAGGCAUGCUUUCCGAAUCGACCAGUACCUUCUCGUCGUAAUGUGACAAAAUUGUAUAAUAAGUUUCUUCGAACGGGUUCUGUAGCAGACGCAGCGCGUUCCGGUCGACCAGUAACAGUCACAAUACCUGAAAACAUGGAGACGGUGGCGCUAUAUCUUGCCGAAGAUGGGAAUCAGUCUGCCCGUAAACUAUCGAUGCAAUUAAACAUUUCAGUUAGGUCCCUGCGUCGCAUGCUGAAACGAAUGCAUUAUAAAGUUUAUCGCCCGCGGCUCGUGCAAGCAUUACAUGAGGAUGACUUUGAUCGCCGGCUUGAAUUUGGCAAGCGGUACCUUGGCUGCUUAGAAGAGGACCCGCGCUCUAUCAUAAGAUUUUGUGGACAGAUGAGGCGACUUUUAAAUUAA
Messenger RNA from Macrosiphum euphorbiae (potato aphid), 504 nucleotides. NCBI's taxonomy places the organism in Eukaryota, Metazoa, Arthropoda, Insecta, Hemiptera, Aphididae. The record is from the annotation of a GenBank genome assembly.